This is a messenger RNA of Vitrella brassicaformis, 1507 nucleotides long. NCBI's taxonomy places the organism in Eukaryota, Vitrellaceae. The record is from the annotation of a GenBank genome assembly.
CCGUGAGAAAGGCUACGAUAAUAUGGGGAGGCUGCCUGCAAUUCUGUAUUCGUCCUAUGGAGAGCGUAUCCGCAAGGAGUCUCUGUCAGACAUAUCACAUGCCUACAAGGAGCCUCACGACGUGAGCACCUUCGUCGACUACUAUACCAGCCACCCGCUGCUGCGGCACAAACAGCGGCCCCCCUUCAACAGCUCCUAUGAGUUCGCGCAGUGCCUCUGCCCAACAUCACAACUGGUGAGAGCAGUGCCAGACAUGAGCAAACCAUGAGCAAACCACCAUUCUGUUCUGUGCUUAUGCGCACGCACUGAUAUCCAUUGCAGGCGGGCGAGAGGCAGGCCAAGAAGCUCAACAAGAGGGACCCGCACUACCACCUGCGCCCCAUCAUCGAGCCCCACUGCCAAGUCCGGCAAAACGACGCCGCCAUGAGAGGUACACAAACGCAAUAGAGGUGUGGAUCAUGCAGACAGGCUCCCUCAUCCUGUUCCUGUGUCUGUCCGUGCAGCGUCCAUCCGAGACCUUCUUUCUGUCUACCAGCCGGCCAUCCGUCGGUCGAGGUCAUCGGCCGACUUCGCCCUCUCGUCGCAGAUGAGAGAGCGGCCCUCCAAGCAGGUGGCCACCACAAACAGAAUCCCGGUCCACACCAAGCUCUACAACCACACACCCGGCAGGUGGUACCUCCCUGACGGUGACCCUGACCAGCAGUCACCCCCUGACCAUCCAGACGACCAUGGCGACAAUGGCAGAAGGAGAGACGGGACAGAGGUUGUGACGAUACGAGAGGCGGUGCUGCAUCCACCCGGUGGGGCUCUGGAGGGCGAGGACGAGUUUGUGUCCAUCCUGUCGCUGCCUUUCUGCCCGCUCAAGAGCAUGGACAGGAGCAAACCUUCUUCGCAGCUGCCGUCGUCAUAUGGUGGUGAGGGGCCGCCAGCCGCCGUGACGGCCAUGAAAAGGCCUUUCACCAGCAAUGGGAUGGUGCGGCCCUCUUCCAGGCGACAAGGGGCGAUGGACAGGACCAGCCAGAUGCCCCCCCCUCCUCCCCCUCUGGCUUUCCCCCAGCAGCAGCCUCUCACCACUCAUGACGUUUCUGUCGCCGCGCGGCCUGCCACGAGAGACGUGCACGCACAAACCAUGAUCCCGAGGAAAGAGAACAAUAGUCACAACACGAUCAGCCCUGGUGCACUCCCAGCCCAUUCAGAAGACCCUCUGGGGAUCCUGGAAGACCUCCCAAUGCAGAUAAGGUCGCUGGAGCCGUCACAUGUCCGGCAGCCGACGGUGCCGAGGCCGCGGACGGGUGUGAGUGUGCCCAACAGCAGCCAUCAUCGGUACAUGAAGAGCGCAUUCCAGCUCAGAGGGGCCAGAUAUGCGCCAAGGCACCAGAGGGAGGGGCAGCAGAGGUGUCAUGAAGGUGCUGGGGAGGAUGGGUGGCUGCUGGAGGGGUGGACUUGAUUGACUGACCGACGGGGUCAUGCAUGUGUGUGUGUGUGUGGAGGUGUGCAGUAGGUAGUC